CAGGCGCUCCAACACACACGCACAAUUUUUAUUAAUAAAAAACGGUCUCAAGGAAAUUAAUCAGUAGUUGCCAUUUUCUCUCAUGCACAUGUAUUCAUCUUUAAUCGAAUAUUUGAGCCAUCACAACUGCAGGUGGCAGUAGUGCGUCAAAAAGUUUGUUCUGCUGGGAAAAAAAUAAGUUGGGCAAAACCCAAACGUUUUACUUCCACGACUUUUUGAUGUCGCUUCCAGUCGUCGGUAUCGCAGGACGGCAGAAAAAGGAACAGGUGUAUGCACACAGAGCGGAAGCUGCCCCUUCUUCAUUGUGAAGCCGAUAUGUUGGCAACGGGAGAUACGGUGCCAAAGACUUCAUCAUUCCUGCAGUCACGUGUAUCAUCCGAGCAAACUCAGCACAGCUUUUUGCGGGACAUCCAAGCAUCCAAUUCAGCAUUCCCAGUCCAAGGUGUGUUUGAAACGCUGCAGAGGAAAGCCAGAGAGAGGCUACCAGAUUCUGGAAUGACAGGCACAAAGCACUUGGAUUUGAAGAAGAAACAGGACGGCUCAGAGAAGGCCUCCAAAAGCCCGAGGUCUAAUAUCUUCCCUGCAGAGACUGCUAAUUCCAACCUCUCAACGCAGUUUUCGGUCGAAACGCGUCCCAAAGCGAGCAGGUUGAGCCGCACUCGGAGACUUAAGCAGCAGGUUGCGAAAGGAAGCGGGAGAAUUAUUUGCACAGAUCAUGACGAAAAGCUUGAAACUAUGCGAAAAGUGUCCAUUUGGGAGGAUGUGCUGUGGACAGACAAGUACAGUCCCCAAUGUGCACGUGAACUUAUUGGCAAUAUCCUCCAAGUGAGCAAACUGCACAGUUGGUUGACAAUGUGGAAACGGUGGAUCAACUGCAAUGAGAAUAGGAUAAUGGAACAAAUAAAAAAUGAAGAAAAGAGCAGAGGAAGCAUUAGUACUCAAGAUUCGUGGGAUUGUGGAGACUUCCAGGGUGAGGUUGGCUCCGCGGACAACCAUGAGAAGCCGCCGUGCAACACCAUGCUGAUCACGGGUCCUUCCGGCGUGGGCAAGACUGCAUCAGUGUACGCCUGCGCUCAGGAGCUCGGCUUCAAGGUGUUUGAGGUGAACUCUUCCUCCCAACGUAAUGGGCGCCAGCUUCUGUAUCAGCUGAAAGAAGCGACCCAGUCCCACCUGGUGGAGACGGCCGAGAAGGACCCGCUGAGACCGGCCUACUUUCACAACUACGGCACCAGAGGCUGCUCCUCUAAAAGUCAACAUUUAGAUGGAGGCAAAUUGCCACCGCCCAAGAAAAUGGGCCCCAGCUCAAGAAAGCAGACCUCUGGCCGCCGCAGGUGCACAGGAAAAGAGAGUCCAGCUGCUGUCACUCUGACAAACUUCUUUAAGAUGAAGACCAAAACAGAUCACCUGUGCGAUCUGUCGCCUGUGGAGACACCGCAUGUCAAACUGGAACUUGGGCUUGAGCAUCAAGCGAGACCGCAGAACAAAAAAGGAGCCACGUCGCUAAUCCUGUUUGAGGAGGUUGAUGUCAUAUUUGAAGAGGAUGUCGGUUUCUUGGCAGCCGUCAAGACUUUCAUGAUGACGACAAAGAGGCCAGUUGUUCUUACCACUAACGAUCCUACAUUCAGAGAGCGAUUCAGCAGCAGCUUGGAAGAAGUUGUUUUUAAGACGCCAUCACCUGUGAACGUCUGCAGCUACCUGCAGCUUCUAUGUUUGGCCGAGGGCGUGAAAAUGGAGAUUGACGACGUGAGAAGCCUCGUCUUGCUCGCCAGGGGUGACGUCAGACGUUGUCUCCUCCAGCUCCAGUUGUGGGUGAAAAGUGUUCAAGGCAUCACUAUAGAAGGGGAACAUCCCAGACUUCCCCAACCUAGUGCAGGCUGCACUGCGAGCAUGCUGGGUCUUCAUCCUGUGAGUCAAAACCAUCUGUUGAACCUUCUGAAGAAUCCGUCGACUGAAGCUGACGUGAACAAGCUGGUAGAGAGCUGGAGAAGAGAUGUUCCUCUGCUGUACACCAACCUGGAGAUGCUUAUACCCAUGAGGUCCCACCAGCAAACUCCAGUGCUCCGGUCUAAGCAUGUGGCAGCAGACAUCAACCCAGUGAGGGAUGGAUUUGGGUUUCGCAGCAUGGUGGGAAUCGGAUCCCAAUUGACACGCAGAUCAGAAAGAUUCUCCCGCUCUCGGAAGACAACGCUACAUCACAGGACUGAACAAGGCGUCGCCAAUGUAGACUUGAAAUGCUUGAAUGGUCUGGCUGACUUUUUUGACGUCAUGUCGUACAUCGACGCCACGGUCGCAACAACAGAAGCGCUCGAUCCGGUGACCUGCACCUGGGACUUUGUCUGGACUGGAGCUGACAUUAAAGACGGUUUAUUAGAUGAAACGAGCGAGGAGGAAGUGCGGAGUCACAGCCGGGAGAGAAUCUUGGAAAUUCGGGCGACUGCGGAGGCUUUGGCGUGUCGCCGGUGUUGGAGUCACAUGUCGGACGUUGGAACUGAAGCACAGAUGCGCAGAGCGGAACAUGGACAAACACGCCUCACCCGUCAACCUCCAGCUGACCCAAUCAUGUGCUGUAGGAGGUACAAGAUGAGCCAAGCGGUGCUGAGCAGUCAGCACUUUGGCCUGCUGGGAAACAGGCAGGCUGUAUGCGUUGAUUACCUAGCAGCCCUCCGCUCCAUCAGUCGCUCUACAAGGCAGCAAGAGGACAAGCCGUCCCGGUGUGUGAACUACCUCCGAAGUUUACACCUGGGCCUCUCCAAGUCAACACUCCAACUCCUGGCCCAAGAUUUCUCCAGUUCUAAUUCGACAGCCUAAAAAGAAAAAAAGAAAAAAAAACCCCAAAAAUUUCACUAUUUAUUUUCCACUCAGCCUAUUUACUCAAAACUGUCAAAAUUCAUGUUGAGACAGCUGCUGGAAUGAUGUGCAACCCUGAAUCCUAAAUACAUUUUUUUUUAACUGUUCAAGCACUGAGGUCACUUUCCUUUAUUUCACAAUGUACAAAGUAGACACACACACA
This is a messenger RNA of Hippocampus zosterae (dwarf seahorse), 3010 nucleotides long. RefSeq names its product ATPase family AAA domain containing 5b (gene atad5b). The transcript has 15 exons. Gene Ontology annotation, cellular component: nucleus. The record is from RefSeq and is a predicted model, not a curated record. NCBI's taxonomy places the organism in Eukaryota, Metazoa, Chordata, Actinopteri, Syngnathiformes, Syngnathidae. Bases 271 to 2808 code for a protein of 845 amino acids. Gene Ontology annotation, molecular function: DNA binding; DNA clamp unloader activity; ATP binding.